AUGUUUAUUCUUCUUUUAUUCAUAUCAAUUUCACUUGGUGAUUAUACUGCUGAUAAGCUCAUAGGCGGAAAAGAGCCAAGAGAGGCUGUUCCACAUUGUGCAUCAGUUUCAAAUGGAGCAUGCACUAGUUGUGAUACUGGUUAUGAACUUACUACCACUGGAAAUAAUAAGACAUGUACUCUUAAAGAAGAUAUGUGUAAAACUGCUUUUUCUUAUUAUGAUAAAACAAACUCUACAAACCCCAAAUGUACUUAUUGUGUUAACGGUAAAGAAGUAAAUACAUCAUCACACUCUGGAAAUGAUAAGUGUGUAUGCAAAAACAAUGUAAACAUUUGUGAGUCAUGUCUUUUGAUGAAAGAUUCAAAAUGUGGAGAAUGUAUAAUUGGGAUGUCUACUACUGUUGAUGGUUCAAAGUUAUGUGAUAAUGCAACUACAGAAGAUCAUGCAGAAAAUUGUGUUGGUCUUUUAGCCUCUUCUACUUCUUCAAAGACUUGUGAUAAAUGUUUCGGUAUGUACUCUCUUCAAGGUGGGAAAUGUACUCAAAAGAAUGAUAAAAUUAAUAAAUGUAUUUUACAAGUUGAAAACUCUUGUAACCAAUGUGCAGAUGGAUAUUCUCUCAGUACUGAUAAGAAAUCUUGUAAUAAGUUCCCGGAGCAUUGCUCAAAGAUUAAUGGUAAUCAAUGCUUGACAUGUAUGGAAGGUUAUUAUUUAAGUAAAACAGAUUCUAAAUGUACUAUAUGUACUGUUGAUAAUCCAAAUAAUCUUUCAGAAGGUAACGAAUGUAGUAUUUAUAACGCUGAACAUUGCACAUCAUGUAAUAAAAGAUGUACUGUUUCUGAUGGAGUUUGUGUCAAGAAUCAUUGUCGUUUAUUCUCACCAACAGAAGAAAAUAAAUGUACAAAAUGUGAUAAUGGAUAUUUCUUAACAACUUCAGGAACAUGUUCACCAAAUUUGUAUGAUGGUUUCAAAACAGCUAAUAGAACAGAAUGUGAAAAUGGCUAUUAUUUAGAAAAAGAUGGUGAUAAAAAGAGAUGUUCACUUUGUCCAGAUCCAUUUACUGAAUGUCUUACUUCUAAAACACCAGUUCCAGGUAAGUUAAAUCUUAGAAGCUCACACUUAACAUCAACUGAUGGACCAUGCAAACUUCCAGGAUGUUUAUUAUGUAGUGAUGAUGAUACUAUUUGUUAUAAAUGUGAGAAUGGACUUACAUUGAAUGGAACUCAUUGCUAUAAUUUUGACACUAAAUCAGUCCUUGGUACUAGUGGUAACAACCAUCAAGUGUGUAAGAUGAGAGGAUAUGAUCAAUAUGAACAAUAUUUGAAUGCAUUUAAAGCAUCUGAUAAUACUUAUUAUUGUCCACUUAAAGACCUUUAUUUACCAUAUUAUUUCAGUGUUACUAAAGGUACUUCAGAUAAUACAAUUACUAUUGGUUGUGUUGGUCAAUUAAGAAAUGUUUCAAAUGACUGUGAAUGUAAUGACAAACAUAUUCCAACAUCAAUUGACAAAGCAUCAGAUUGUGUUUCAAUAACAACCAAACUUCCAUCAUGUGAAAGAACAGCAAAUGGAAAUAUUUGUACACAAUGUCCAGUUGGAUCACAUGUAGGAAAGGAUGGUAAAUGUUCUUGUGGUGAUGCACAUUAUUUUGACAAAGAUAAUGUCUGUAAAAAGUGUCCAGCUAGUUGUUCAAGUUGCUCUUAUGAUAGUUCUAAAAGUAAAGUUGUGUGUAGUGAAUGUUAUGAAAAUAUUCAAGGUGUUACUACAAGAAAUAAAGAAAAUGAAUGCGCUUGCAUAAAUGAUGGUUAUAAAGAAGGACCAAAUGCAGAAGAUAAGAAGAAAAGUUGUGCACAACUAAAUAAUAAUUGUAAAAAGGAAGGUAAAUAUGAAAUUAGUGAUGGAUUUGUUACCUGUCUUGACUGUGAUGACUCAGCUUAUAUUGUUGGUUCACAGGUUGGUGCUUGUACGCAAUGUUCUCCUAAUGCUUUUAAAGAUGAAAAUAAUAAAUGCCAACUUUGUUCUACUAAACAAUCUCAAUAUGGACAUUGUGCAGCAUGUUCAGCAACAGCAUGUAUUACCUGUGAAGACAUUAACUUAAUACUUACCGGAGAAAAGCCAUGUACUGUAUGUAAAGAUGGAUUUUAUCAAAUUGAAAAUGCAACAGAUGGAGUGUAUUGUAGUCCAUGUCCUGCAAAAUGUAAAACAUGUAAAUAUAAUACCACUUCAAAGAAAGUUGAAUGUGUGACAUGCACUGAACAAAGGCUAAAAGAUAUUAAAGCACCAGAAUGUGCUUGUCCAACAGGAACAGUUCAACUUGAAAAUGGAACGUGUCAAAGUUGCUCUGACCUUUCAAAAUAUCCAGGAUGUAAAAAAACUGAUUCAUGUAAUGUUGAUAGUAGAACAGGAUUUAUCUAUGCAACAGAAUGUUCAGAUGGUUUUAGUGGACGUAGUCCUUAUAGUAAUUGUACUACAUGUACUAAGUCUAAUUAUUAUCCAAAAGAAGGAGAAAAGAAUGGGUGUGCUAAAUGUGAUGAUAAAUGUGCAACAUGUUCAGAUAAAGACACUUGUUUAACAUGUGCUGAUCCAUUAAAGGUAGGAAGUAAAUGUGAUGGAUGUAAAACAGGUUAUUAUAUGUCAAAUGGUGAAUGUAAGCCAUGUACCAAUCAUUGUAGUGAAUGUAGUAGUGCCGCAGAAUGUACAGUAUGUGAGAGUGAUACAUACAAGGUAAUUAGUGGAAAUGGAUGUAAUUCAUGUGUAGAUGGAUUCUAUUUUGAUGAGAUUAAAGGAACAUGUAUACCAUGCACAUCACCAUGCACUAAAUGUGUUGGAGUAAAGAAAGAUUGUGAAGAACAAGAAACAGGAUGUAAUUCUGAGAAGAAGAAAAUAGUAGAAGAAUGUACUAAAUGUUCAACAAAAGAUCAUAUUGCUGAAGUACCAGUGAAUGGAGCAUGUGUUUGUGCAUAUGGAUAUGUUGAAGGCACUUCUACAGAAGAUAAUAAAAUUGAAUGUCAAGCAUGCAAAGCUAAAGUUAAUGAGUUUUGUGAUUCAUGUAAUUCCAAAGACUGUUUGAGAUGCAAUGCUGAAUAUUUAGAAGCAAAAGGAGGAGAAUGUGUAUGUGUUGAAGGAUAUUACACAUCUAGUUGGGGAUCAUGUAUUCCAUGUUCAAGACAUAUGCCACAUUGUACUAAAUGUACAGGAGAAGGCGAAUGCACAACAUGUGAAGAUGGAUGGAAAUUAAAAGAUGGAAAGUGUAAUGGAGCUAAAGGCAUUUUCAUCAUGAUGAUGAUAGUCAUGUUAGCAUUUAUGUUCUAAAAGAAUAAUGAUCCAUAAUUAAAUAAUCAAAUAAG
Messenger RNA from Entamoeba histolytica HM-1:IMSS, 3341 nucleotides. RefSeq lists its product as uncharacterized. Bases 1 to 3306 code for a protein of 1101 amino acids. The transcript has a single exon. The record is from RefSeq and is a predicted model, not a curated record. Lineage: Eukaryota; Evosea; Mastigamoebida; Endamoebidae.